ACUUACAGCAAAGCUACUUUCAAUAUGCAGCUCCGCGUGUUUAGAAACUGCAGCAGAAUGAAGUGUGUCGCUGGCUGUUUGCCGUAGUGCUGUGACGUAAGCGGAAGGAGUUUUGAGAAAACAAGCAUGGAAGCGGCAGGAAAGAUUCGAGCCUCGAAAUCAAAGAAGAAAGGGGGGAAAGGAACCCAGGUGAUUUCAGCAGCGGAUGAGGCGAGGAAGAGGGAAGCUAUUAAAGAGGCACUCGGACAGAAGCUAGACUUGGAGCGCAAAGCCCUGCAGGUGGUUGAGCGGCUGCUGGAGGACAGUGUGACAGAGGAGUUCCUCAUAGACUGUGCUUGGCACAUCACUCCUGCCAACUACAAAGACACAGUGGAAGAAAGGUGCAUUGCUAAACUGUGUGGAUAUCCUAGGUGUCCAAAUAAACUAAAUAACAUACCCACUCAACAGUUUAAAAUAUCCACCAAAACUAACAGAGUCUAUGAUAUUACAGAGCGCAAGAGGUUUUGCAGUAAUUUCUGCUACAAAGCCUCCAAAUGCUUUGAGCUCCAGAUAUCAAAAACCCCACUUUGGCUUAGAAAGGAGGAGAGGCCUCCUGAAGUUAAGCUGAUGAAAGAAGGAGAGAGCGGGAGCUCUGGACAAGAAAUACAGUUGGUAGACAAGCCUUUGACAGAAGCUGACAUUGAGAAUCCUGUCCCAGAUGUUCCUGAAUCUCACAAGGACUCCCCUCCCUUCAGCCAGAGUGACAAUAGUGACGUUGAGCAAGACUUUGUCUCCAGUGUGGUGUCCACACAGCAAAAACAUGCGAGGGUACACUGGGGAAAACUGCCAAAGAGGGAUGGAGUGAGUGAGGACAGGUUGAGUGCUGAAAUUAAGCAAUAUGCACAUCCUGAACCUACAGAAACACUCAAUGGAGAAAAUGAUGAAAGUGGAUCUUCAGAAACUCCUCAACCUCAGACGGAUGCAACUGCUUGUCUGUCUAUGCCAAAUAAAACCACAUCUGCUGGAUCUGAUGUUGAAGGAACUCUGAAGCUUUUGAAUCAGUGUAGUCUGAAGGACACUACAACCCAACAGGAAACUAACCUUCCUUCACAGCCUGAGAUUGGAAACUCCACCCCUCCCUCUAGUGGUCUCAACAUCACUCAGGUGAGCAUGAGUAAGAGAGGAGCUGCAGGUCUCAAAGGCUUGUUGAAGGACCAUAACAAAGCUAAAACAGCAACUACAACCAUCAGUUUGUGCCUGCUAGAGCAUCUUCGACAAACCUUUAUGGAGUGGAGAACUGAGGAAACCAUGAAGUUUCUUUAUGGGCCUGAUUAUGCCUCUGGAACAGGGGUUUCUGCACAGGAAGUGGAAGAACUGGAUGAAGACGACCUGGAUGAGGCUGAGGUAGAAGUGAGCUUGAGACAGAACAGUGGAAGUUCUUCCAAACCCAGUGCUUCAGCUCCUGAUUAUAAAACUCUGCGGAAGGAGACAGAGUUGCUGGAGCUGAGAGUGAGAGAGUUUUACAAAGGAGCAUAUGUUCUGCCUGAAGAGGUCAAGACAGAUGUAAUCAAAAACACUCCAGACACACAGGACAGUGGGAAGGACCCUCCUCUGCCCUUGGUUGAUUCUCAGGCUCAGCAGCUGAUUCAGAAACGCAUUGCUGUGGAGAAACUCAGCCAGAGCUUGAGAGAUGUCGUGGGACCCCUGCGUCUAACGAUGAGUGAUGUAAUCAAUGACAUAAAUAAUUUGGUCAGGACAUUCAGGUUUACAAACACUAAUAUCAUUCACAAAAGGCCAGAAUGGACAUUAAUUGCUGUGGUUCUUCUGUCAGUAUUAACAGAAGUGUCCCCAUUGCUAAGAGAGUCACUGGCAAGUCCAUCUUCAUUGGAGUACAUCUCCUCUCUCAUGAGCGAGUUGAAACUGGAGGACAAAGAUCUACACAAUCUCAUGCUGCUCUUCAAACCCUGUGUUACUCCACAAACAUAAUGUACCACACACAUUUAGAGUUGAUAUUAAAAGCCUACCUGAAACAAUGA
Molecule: messenger RNA, 2015 nt
Organism: Carassius gibelio (silver crucian carp)
Lineage: Eukaryota; Metazoa; Chordata; Actinopteri; Cypriniformes; Cyprinidae
Gene: rpap2
Product: RNA polymerase II associated protein 2
Exons: 12
Coding region: 127-1965 (612 amino acids)
Cellular component (GO): nucleus; cytoplasm
Molecular function (GO): RNA polymerase core enzyme binding; RNA polymerase II CTD heptapeptide repeat phosphatase activity
Source: RefSeq, a predicted model, not a curated record